UGCUUAUGCAAUGAGCGAUGGUCGCCCUGUAAGCGGUCAGAUAAAAAAGUUCGUGUUUCGAGGAAAAUCAUCUUCUAACGGAGACACCAGAGGUGAAUACCUGGAGAUUAUUAUACCAGAGUUACUUUCCGCUGGCUACUCGUUUUACACGUGGCCCUCUGCGCCACUCCUUGCUUGGUAUUUGUGGACCCAAAGGCGGCAUUUGCGUGGUCUGAGUGUAUUAGAACUCGGCUGUGGUACUGGGUUGCCUGGAAUUCUAGCGGCGAAGUGCGGUGCUCGCGUUACUCUUACGGACUCUGUAGCCUUACCACGCUCCAUAAGGCACUUAUCGGCGUGCUGUGAAGCCAACGGUCUGGUCCCUGGCCGCGACGUCCAAAUACUCGGCCUAGCCUGGGGUCUUUUCUUAGCAGACGUACACAAUUUACGCCCUGUCGACUUAUUAUUAGCUUCAGACUGUUUUUACGAACCUACACAAUUCGAAGAAGUUUUGUCCACAGUCGCUUACCUUUUGGACGGAACUGACGCGCGAUUUUUGUGUGCUUACCAGGAACGCAGUGCUGAUUGGUCUGUUGAAGCUCUACUGAAGAAGUGGGGACUAAAAGGAUCACUCCUUGACCUGGACUCAUUGAGUGAAAGCUCGGGUGUCGACUACAGAGCCUUAAUAGGCGAGCGAACUUUGCAUCUUCUUGAAAUACACAGCAAGAGCAGCUCGUCUGUACGUAGGCAACUUGCCAUGGACUGUGGGCCACCGUCAACUUAG
Messenger RNA from Chilo suppressalis (striped riceborer), 760 nucleotides. NCBI's taxonomy places the organism in Eukaryota, Metazoa, Arthropoda, Insecta, Lepidoptera, Crambidae. The record is from the annotation of a GenBank genome assembly.